CGGAUGAUAUCUUGAACUAUCCAGAUCAGAGAACACCAAAUAAUGAAAGAGUUCACAGUCUGAAUUUCAUAUUUGAAAGGAGAUUUGACAUGGCUAUUUUGAAAUUAUCAAUAAAUCUUAGGCUAAUUAUUGCUACAGCAAUUCUUUCUGUUAACGGUUUAAGCAGUGAUUCGGUUUCUGUUGACGAAGAUUCAAACAAUGAUUCGGCGAUUAAUUAUCGUUUACCAGACAAUGUAGUUCCAGUACAUUAUAAUAUUAAGCUAAUACCAUAUAUUGAGGCAAACAAUUUUAACUUUGAAGGAGAAUCUAGUGUUGAUAUCAUAAUUCGUCAUGCAACGCAAAAUUUGAGUUUACACGUAUUCGAAUUGACAAUAGAUAAAACAGUGACAGUGUUGUUUGAUGACAAUGGUAUACAUGUUUAUACACCGGCAACGUAUAAUUAUGAUAAUAUAACACAAAUCUUAGUUCUUAAUUUUAAUAAUAAACUGUUACCUGGAAAUUAUAUUUUGAAACUGCGAUUUGUUGGUAUUUUACGUAACGAUUUGAAAGGCUUUUUCAUAUUAUCUUAUAUCAACGAGGAAGGAAAUAAUAUGUGGUCGGUCGCAACGCAUUUCGAGCCGAUUUAUGCGCGACGAACAUUCCCAUGUUGGGACGAGCCGGCAUUAAAAGCUACUUUCGAUAUCUCGAUAAAACAUCCUCGAAAUUACACGGCUUUAUCAAAUAUGCCAACACGAGAACAAUCGGACGAUGGUAAUAAAGACGGCAUGAUAUGGACGCACUUUGAUACGACUCCCAUCAUAUCUACCUAUCUCGUAGCGUUUAGCGUAGUAGCCAAUUACAUUCGCGUUCCUGUUGAUGAUACUACUAAUAUAUGGUGCAGAUCGAAAUUGGUGCCACACACAAAAUUUGUACAAGAAGUUGUUCAAAAAUCUAAAGAGCUAUUGACAGAAUAUACCAGCAUCUAUAAGAUGCCAAAAAUGGAUCUCGUAGCACUCCCACAAUUCAUACAUAGUAGUAUCAGUUGGGGACUUAUUAUUUUUGGUGAAACAAGCCUUGCCUAUAAUGAAAGUUUCAAUACAAUAUCUACUAAACGAGAUGUAGCGGUGACAACAGUACAUGGAAUUGCAUAUCAAUGGUUUAGUAAUGUAGUCACUCCAUUAUGGUGGCCUCAUGUAUGGUUAAGUGAGGGAUUUGCGACAUUCUGCGAAAUAUAUAUUCUCAAUCAGAUUUUCGAGGAUUGGCGAAGAAUGGAAUACUUUGUUGUUCAGCAAAAAAUUCUUCACGUGGAUAUUGAUAUGAAUAUAAACCCAAUUACAUUAGAAGUCAAUAGACCCAAAGAAAUUGAAUCACUCUUCUUUCACUCCAAUUAUAACAAGGCAUCCGCUAUACUGCGCAUGUUACAACAUAUAAUUACCGACGAGAUAUUUGAAAAAGGUCUUAUUAAAUAUUUACAUACGCAGAUAUUUACUCAGUUCAAUUCGACUACUUCCGACAGUUUAUGGAACGCUUUUCAAGUAAUGCUAGAUAAAUCAGGUGUCCCACAUAAUACCUAUAGAUUGAAAGAAGUAAUGGAUACUUGGAUAAAACAAUCGGAUUUUCCUGUAGUAUAUAUGACCCGAAAUAACGACACUAAUGAGAUAAUAUUAACUCAAGAACAUUUCCUUCCCAAAAAUAAAAAAAAGAACGUCAGUAAUAAUAAAUGGUGGAUACCUUUGACUUUUGCCACGCAAACAAAUCCCGAUUUUUCUAAUACUUUACCUACUCAUUGGCUAAAACCACAAGAUCAAAAUAUAACGAUUAAUGGAAUUGAUCCAAAUGAUUGGAUUAUUGUGAAUUUACAACAAAUAGGAUACUAUCGUGUUAAUUACGAUUCUUCAAAUUGGCAGAAAAUUGUGAGUUAUCUCAAAUCUGGCAAUUAUAUGAAAAUCCACGUUCUCAAUCGUGCUCAAAUUAUUGAUGAUGCCUAUUAUUUUAUGAUGUUAAACAAACAUGAUAUCAUGAUGUUUCUAAAUAUUAUUAGCUAUCUAUCACAGGAAACAGAUUUUAUACCAUGGUAUUCUAUGUUAGAAGUAUUGAAACUUACAGAAGAUAUUUACAAAGUUCCAGAAAAUGAAUUUCUCAAAUCAUAUAUAAUUAAAAUUUUGGAUGCACUUAUUAAGAAUGUAGGAUACGAAGAAGAUCCUGGCGAGGAUGAUCUUACGAAAUUUACAAGAAUCGAAGCUUUAAAAUGGGCAUGUACUUUGGGUCAUUCCGAAUGCAAGAAAAUGGCCACUGUUAAACUGAAUGAAUUUUUAGCAGAUCCUAAAACAUAUAAAAUUUCGCCAAAUUUAAAAGAAUGGACAUAUUGUAAUGGCUUGAUGGAAGCAAACGCUUCUACUUGGAACAAGUUAUUCUAUAUAUAUGUAAAUAAAUCAGACAAAGAGACUUUGAUGUAUUUGAUUUGCUCUGAAAAUCCUGAUAUUAUAAUUAAUUUCUUG
This is a messenger RNA of Camponotus floridanus (Florida carpenter ant), 2477 nucleotides long. RefSeq names its product puromycin-sensitive aminopeptidase-like protein. Gene Ontology annotation, biological process: proteolysis; peptide catabolic process. Lineage: Eukaryota; Metazoa; Arthropoda; Insecta; Hymenoptera; Formicidae. Gene Ontology annotation, cellular component: cytoplasm. The annotation marks the transcript as partial. The record is from RefSeq and is a predicted model, not a curated record. Gene Ontology annotation, molecular function: zinc ion binding; metalloaminopeptidase activity; peptide binding. The transcript is spliced from 10 exons.